Rodentolepis nana is the source of this 372-nucleotide messenger RNA. NCBI's taxonomy places the organism in Eukaryota, Metazoa, Platyhelminthes, Cestoda, Cyclophyllidea, Hymenolepididae. The record is from the annotation of a GenBank genome assembly.
AUGUGUGCGUCGGACCAAAUGUGUAUCCUUCCGAACCCUACACAGGCCACAACAAAUAUCGAAGUAGAGGAUAUUGAGGAGUCAAAGGAAUCAGAUUUAAACACAGAAGAUGAUUUUCCCGAUUGCCCAUUCAACUUGGGAGAAGUUUCAAUUUUUAUGGAGGAAGAAACUGCAGAUGACAAGAUCAACCAAGAAACUGAAUCUGAAGAAAUCUCAAGUGAAUUUGUGAAAUUUGAUCCUUACGAAAGUGACAGUGAUGAUUCCGUCGUAACCAUCGUUUAUAGGCCAGUUGAAAAAAGCGAUAAUAGUUGGAGUGAAGAAGACGAUGAAACUUUAGAUUUCAACGAUGCGCCCGUGAAUGUCGAAGAGUAA